AACCACUAUCUUAAAUUUAAAAUAGCGGCAAAAUUGACGCAAUCACUGUCAGCGCUGCCACAACCCGCUUAUACGGCGCUGCCAGACGGCCAUACCAAUUGGUGUUUAGUAUUUUCCACCCACACCGCAAACGGUCGUACGAAUUUUCUUCUUUUUCCAUUGUGCGUUUUUGUUAUUGGCUAGAAACAAAUUGUAGACGAAAUUUACCAGUGAAAUGCAGUGCAAAUUGCUUAGUAUGUCCAGGGCCUACUAAGACAUAGGGAGAGAGAAAGCCAGCGAGCAGGAGCAGCCACGCCCACGCUAGGCGCACCGCCCACCGCCGCAGGAUACACAUACACGCGUAGCUCACACUCACUCACUGACACACACACGCACUCACGCACACAAAAGAGAUCCGUGGGUGGCGAAAAAGGAUUUCCGGAAUGAUGCUCACAUCCAUAAACAACUCCUUCGAGCAGGACACCCACGAUGCGGACGCCAACUGCGAUGGGCCCGAUCUGGACUUCGUAUACUCCGACGUGGAUGGCUACCAGAACGAGAUCGCCGAGCUGUAUAGCUACACGGAGUUCAGCGAGUUUCAGAUGAACGUGAAGGCCUUCGAGGACCAGAUGGAGCUGUACGACCUGCCGCCCAACUGGCAAAAGCAGGAUUCCGCCUCCCAGCGGGGCAUAGUGAUGAAGCUGGUGGACCAGCUGGAGGUCUCCGAUCGAUCCUUUCGCAUGCAGGCCGCCCGGUGCAUCUUGUACCUGGCCCAGGGCUGCUGGGCGGAGGUGCAGUCGGACGAGGAGCAGCACCAAAUCACCAGGGACAAUGUGCUAGUGCUCUACCAACUCGGUGUGUUCGCUUCCUUCAUCGACCUGCUCAACAUGGAGAUCGAGAGCGCCUGCUCCCCAGACAUUGUGGCCGUCAAGAUCACCAACGUCACGCUUGUGGACUCGACGGACAUCCGGGUGAUCCUCUCUGUGCUCUACAUCAUCACAGAGACAAUACGCGAUGAACGGGAAAGGGGCAGCGAGGACUACAGAGAACUGGCCGACUCCUUUGUUCAGGAGAUCAACUCGCCUCUACCAGAUGGCGAGCUCCUGGCCGUCAAGCUGCUGGGCAUGAUCACAAGGUUUUGCAGUGGUGCAGCACCGCAGUUUCCCAUGAAGAAGGUUGUCCUGCUGCUGUGGAAAGUCUCCCUGCUGGGACUGGGUGGCAUGGAUGUGCUCAAGAAUCUCAAAAACGAGUAUCGAUUAAAGGUGGGCUUGGAACCCAUCACCGAGGACACGCUGGAGGUUACUAAGUGCAUGCGAGCUAGCUCUCCGCCGGCAACAGCCACUGAUAUACUGGAAAACCAGUAUCCCAAGAGGAACUUCAAACGCUCCCUGAUGAAGCAGCGUUUCCUGGACGAGCCGGAACAGAUAGACAUGGAGAUGGGCGGCAACGACGGUCAAACUAAUGCCAACAAUGGCAGCGGCAAUGGCGGAAACGGAGAGGAAGAGCUCUCUCAGUACUACAGGCCCUACGACGAUCCCUCUUCAUCGGCAUCCACCACCUCGACAGCGAAUCCGAACAACCAGCCUAGCCUAACACAACCACCCGCUGCUGUGCCUCCGGUACAGAUCACGGCUCGCCUGCCCUGGACGCCCAAGGUGCGACAAAAGGACAUUGACCAGUUUCUGGACAUAUCGCGGAAUAAGUUCAUCGGUUAUUCGCUCAUUGGUGACCACGAGAGUCUGGCUGGACUACCGCAACCCAUUCACGAGGGCUUUAAGACGCUGCAGCGACACAUGUACAUGAGUCUGGCCGAUGUGCAAAUCAAGAAAGAAGAGGACAUAGCAAGGAAUCCCAUUUCCACGCACGAGGACGAAAUCAAAUUGACUCCGGCGGAGGUGCUAUACCAGGCAAUCCUGCCAAACCUGCCGCAGUAUAUGAUCGCUCUGCUCAAGGUCCUGCUGGCGGCUUCGCCAACUUCCAAGUCCAAGACGGAGAGCAUCAACAUAAUGGCCGAUGUGCUGCCUAGGAAGAUGCCGCUGACGGCCACACAAUCAACAAAGCUAACUGUCGACAUUGGUCGGCACAAAGAGAUCAUUGUGAAGGCUGUCUCGGCCAUCAUCUUGCUAUAUUUAAAGCAUUUCAAGAUAAAUCAUGUUUACCAGUUUGAGUUCAUGUCCCAGCACCUGGUUUUUGCCAACUGCAUCCCGCUGGUCUUGAAAUUCUUCAAUCAGACAAUCACGGAGUACGUGAACACCAAGAACUCCAUUCCACUGCUUGAUUUCCCGUCGUGUGUGAUUGGUGAGCAACCGGAUUUAAGUGGCGAUAGCUUUGUGUACGGCGGCGAGAUGUCCGAUAAAUCCUACUCCUGGCGGAACGUGUUCUCCUGCAUUAACCUGCUGCGCAUCCUUAACAAGCUGAUCAAGUGGAAGCACUCACGAGUGAUGAUGCUGGUGGUGUUCAAGUCGGCACCGAUCCUAAAGAAGACGCUUAAGGUGCGCCACGCCAUGAUGCAGCUGUACGUGCUGAAGCUGCUCAAGAUGCAGACCAAAUACUUGGGUCGCCAAUGGCGCAAGUCCAAUAUGAAGACCAUGAGUGCAAUUUACGCCAAGGUGCGGCAUCGUCUUAACGACGACUGGGCCUUUGGCAACGACUUGGAGUCGCGUCCCUGGGAUUUCCAGGCGGAGGAGUGCACGCUGCGGGCCUGCGUGGAUCGAUUCAAUCUGCGACGCUAUCCGGAAGCCACCCAGAAGUGUGGAAACAACGGCACAGCAGCUCAGAAUGCGGAAAACGCCCAGCAAUCCAACAUGAUGGCGGGCAACAAUGGAUGCGGCAAUAAUGGCGACGCAAAUGGCUAUGGAAACAACGGUGGCGGAGCCAAUGGCGGCCACAACCAGCAGCAGCAGCUCAACGAUUAUGGUGUGGAGGGUGGCUUCCCAAGCGACGAGAUUCUUACCCACUCGGACUUUGCCUUCUUCGGACACUCGGGCUGGUGGGAUCGCAAGGUCGAGCUGACGGAUUACUUCAAGGCCAACUACGCGGUCUGGCUGGAGGAGGAGGUCUACAACAGUCAGACCGACUGGGAUGCCCUCUAGGGCAGGGCUGCUGUCGCUGUCCUAUAGGAUCCACAUACGCGUCAUAUAAGCAAAAAGUUAUUAACGUAAUUGUAAGCAUUAAGCAGUACAUUGAUAUAAUCCAUGUAGCCCGACCACGAUUGGAACACCAACUACUCACUGAAUUGGCAAUAAUUUGGCAAGCCACGCGUCUCCGCUGCGCUCCUCUUCACUAACUAGCAUACGCGAAUACUACCCCAUAGCGAUGACAAGGGUGUAUAUGUAAUGAAUGUAUUUUUUAGUUUAUAUAUUUAUUUUACCUGUUCCACGAGUCCCUUGAAACGGAUCGCGGUAAUUGGCUUCUGUAGCGGAAUAAACAAAUUUGCUAGUUCGAAAA
This is a messenger RNA of Drosophila erecta, 3426 nucleotides long. It is a transcript of the gene Strip, whose product is annotated as striatin-interacting protein 1 homolog. Lineage: Eukaryota; Metazoa; Arthropoda; Insecta; Diptera; Drosophilidae. The transcript is spliced from 3 exons. Gene Ontology annotation, cellular component: cytosol. The coding region runs from base 423 to 3071 and encodes 882 amino acids. The record is from RefSeq and is a predicted model, not a curated record. Gene Ontology annotation, biological process: cytoskeleton organization.